CGCGCAUGCGUAUGUCAUUACGGAGGUUCCGGUUGCGGUUGCGGAAAUGUCACAUUUUGUUUAUAAACAAAAAUUGUAAAUCGUUAGCACGGCCUAGUUGGAUUUCGUUGGACUUUCAGCUUGCAGAUCUACCGCAACCAAGGUCAACUAAGGUGCAGCAAUGUAUAAAAAAACCCAACUUCCUGCCAAGAAUGGAAAAAACAGUUCUGCACUUUUGCGCAUAUUACAAAUAGUUUUCCUGAUAUCAAAUGUAUGUUUUAUAUGGACAGUUGUUAAUAUUGCAUCUAAAUUACAACACAUAGAGCCAGAAAAAUUGAACAUUGACACCAGAGUAUCAGAAAACCAGGUGAAUGUAAUUAAAAGAGUGUUGACACAAAAUGUUUCAACAAUUAAAUGGGAUGAAGAAAAUAACAUUGAUUCUUUAUCCUUGGGAAAAACUUUAUCAUUGCAUGUUCUUCCGUCAAAUUUUCUUUGCAAAUCUGGCAGUUCCCGUGGCCAAGGCUGUAGUCCCAGGAAGGAUGACCUCCAAGAUUUAUUCAAGGAAAAGACAACAUCACUUGGAGAUCUGUUUUAUUGGCGAAUUCCUAACUCCACAAUUUAUGACUCCUCUUGUGCCUUUGUGUACCCAGUUACUCAGGGUUUAACUGACACCGAAAGUGCUCUUACCCAAGAAUCUCACACUGAUAACCCAGACAAUGUUGCAUCAGAAGCAGAGCUACAUGUACCUGUACAAGCCACUGAUGCAACUGAGAAUGAUGUGUACAUCCACCCAGGACUUGCAGACAGGCAAAAUCAGCAUAAUGAAGAUGUUGAACUAGAUGCAGAAGGCGCUGUCGGUGGUGAUGGAGCAGAGCUACAUGUACCUAUGCAAGCCACUGAUGCAACUGAGAAUGAUGUGUACAUCCACCCAGGACUUGCAGACAGGCAUAAUGAAGAUGUUGAACUAGAUGCAGAAGGUGCUGUCGGUGGUGAUGCUGUAUCAGCCAACUAUGGUGCAUCAAACACAAAUAACAUGCACAGUCUCAGGACCAGUAGAGGCCAUUACCAAAACAUUCUGGCGGAUGUACAUGGUCUAGGAUAUGCCUGGGGUGAUGUCCAUAAGGCGGUCCUGGAGUAUUUGCGAAUAGCUCAGUCCCUCCAUAAUCUGAGAGCAGAAGACCUUCAAGCGAUCCUGGAUGAGUGGGACACACCUCUGAGCCCCGAAGCUCUUCUUGAGGAAAACAAGAGAUUGCGGGGAAGAACAAAGUGUCACUCCUGCGACGAGAAGGAACUCAAAAUCCUCUUCCUGCCAUGUGGUCACCUGGUUGCGUGUGAAGUUUGUGCUGAGAAGUUUUCCCAGUGCCCUUGUUGUAAAGCUAAAAUUACAGGCAGGGUCCGAGUGUACAUGGGUUAACUUAGGCUUAAAAAGUUUUCCAAGUGUCCUCUCUGUUAUGCUCAAAUCACAGAGGACUGUAGGGUACAUGGUCACAGUCUUCAUUACCUAGAUAACUUGCUCAAUUCAGUUAAAUAUCAUGACAACAAUAUACUGGUUGAUGCGUAUAGAAAAACUUUGUCAGAUUUGUGGACAUGCUGUCAUGAAUAGUGAAUUGGUUUUUGCAAGCCAGACUGGACUACCUUGCUUUAUAAGAUUAGAGGAGUGUUGUUCAUGAAGAGAAAUGGAGUUUGUGUUUUGAGUGAUAAAGCAGUGACCACAUCAGAGUGUUGUGUUCAAUUGAGCAGCAAUAAUUACCAGCAGUAUUCAAUCACAGAACCAAAAGACUAGUCCCCAAUUGUGAUAAAUCAGGUGAAAUCUUGGAUCCUUUCCAGCUGCUGAAACACCAAGACAUUUCAUGUAAUGUGUUAGAAUUUUAUGAGCAGUAUUUUGCAAGCCUCAAUCACAAUCAGGACAAGAUCUCAAAUAGAUGUAAUCUCAUACUUCCAUAUGUGUCAGAUUCUGAUUCUGAUUUUCUGCUAAUCCAUUGGGCAAUGCAACAAUGUGCUUUUAUUUAUUGAUAAAUUAUAAUACUGUUAUUGGUUAACUCAUCGUGGUCAACUCAUUUUUUCAUUGACAACUGUGACUGGUCAAUUGUUUGUGUGAUAUUAUUUAUUAAAGGCCUCUGAUAGGACUUAAUUAUACUCCUCAAAAGAAUUUAAGGACCACAAAAUUAAAGGGCUAUAAUUUCAUCAAUUUAAUUAUUACAAAGAAAACAAUUUAUUAUAUGAACUACAUGAUAUCUGUAGUUAACAAUUAAAUUUCAGUAGUGACCUCACCUUUUGAUCUCAUGUGUUUACCAUUGUUAUUCGCUAUUACAUACUUUAAUUAUAGCCUUUUAAUUUAAUUUAAUUAUUUUGAGGUGUAUAUUAAAAUCUGCAUUCCGAUGCAUUGGUUGUUAAAUUCUGAAUUUCAAGUAUAUUUUAUCAGGGGCCUUAAUUGUUAAUUAGGUAUUAAGUUUAAAAAGAGUUCUUGUUUAUCCAUCAUUGGUGCCAAAAUAAUUUGUUAUGCUGUUAAAUAUACCGAUUUAAUGAAAACAUGAAAGAGUAAUAUUUAACCAUCAUGAACUCUGAUAUUUCUUGUAUGAUCUUGAUACUUAUGCAAACUACCAAAUGCAGAUGCAAAUGCAUAAAGCAGUAGUAUUCAAUCAAUUAUUUUUACUGACAUCCAUGGAAUAGUUUUCUAUAAUAAAUAUAUAAAAUA
Molecule: messenger RNA, 2674 nt
Organism: Mya arenaria
Lineage: Eukaryota; Metazoa; Mollusca; Bivalvia; Myida; Myidae
Product: baculoviral IAP repeat-containing protein 8-like
Exons: 7
Coding region: 161-1393 (410 amino acids)
Biological process (GO): ubiquitin-dependent protein catabolic process; protein ubiquitination
Molecular function (GO): ubiquitin protein ligase activity
Source: RefSeq, a predicted model, not a curated record